UUUGAGCCACAGCCCGAGAGUUUAUCUUCUUACGUAAGUCAUACCGCGGAUACACUGACUAAAACCCAUUUGAAAUACCCCGUGUACUGUCACGCGUGAAUUUAAAAUCUAGAAAACGCCUUCAACACGACCUCUACAUAAAGUUGAUAGUGAUUUCCUGGCGCGCCGUGAAUCUGAUCCAUCCAUCCCACAUUAAAUACUUCCGGGUAUUUCACUACACUCAGAUGUUUGCAUGACUUGGUUUUGAGUGAAUCUUUUUUCUUUUAUAACAUCAAGCGACAUGGACGAGAGCGUUUUGAAAUGUUGAUCUCAAGCAGAUUGGUAAUCCUUGGGAUUAAAUGCCGCUGCUGUGUGAAGUACUGUGUUGUACAUUGACGUCCUCGCCAUGAAACGCAUCGUUUUCUUUCUGGCGUCUUUUUUCUUGACGGAAUGUUCAAGGAGACCCAUUAGGGAUGUCCUGGACGACGAGUACGACCAGCUCAGCUCAUUGCUGUCAGACUUUGAUGUUCUUCAGCUGUCCAGUCUUCAACAGCAUUCAGUUCGCAAGAGAGACGUCCAGUCGCAAAUGCAAGCAGAAAGACUUCUCGGUUUCACUGCAUUGCAGAGGCAUUUCAGAUUGUACUUGACAACCAACACAGAGCUCUUCACUCAUGACUUCAAGGCCGUGGUGGUAGGAGAGAAUGGUGCUCAAGAUAUAUACGAGGUCCAGAGAGAAAACUUCUUCACUGGUCAUGUCAUUGGAGAGGAGAAUUCCAGAGUACAAGCACAUAUCGGUCACAAUGACUUCACAGCUCAUAUUCUUACUGAUGAAGCUGAAUACAACAUUGAGCCACUGUGGAGGUUUAUCGAAAACCCUCGUGACAAUCGGCUGCUCGUGUAUCGCUCAGAAGACAUCAGGAACGUGAGCCGGCUGGCGGCUCCAAAAGUGUGUGGCUACAUCAACGCAAAUGCCAGUGAGAUGCUUCCAGAAAGUGUGCGAGCAGCCAGGGCACUAGAUGAAGAUGAAGAGGAGGAGGAUGUGCACCUGAGAGAGAGGAGGCAGACGCUGGACCACAGUAAAAACACCUGCCCUCUGCUGCUUGUGGCUGACUAUCGCUUUUUCAGACACAUGGGCCGUAGGGAGGAGAGCACCACCCUCAACUACCUGAUUGAGCUGAUUGAUCGCGUGGAUGACAUCUACCGUAAUACAUCAUGGGAUGAGGAGUAUAAAGGUUAUGGAGUACAGAUUCAGCAGAUCAUAAUUAACAAGAUACCCACACAAGUCGAGUCGGGAGGUGCCCACUUCAACAUGAAAGGGACUCCUGUGAAGAACAAAGACGUCUGGGACGUCAAGAAGCUUCUAGAGCAAUUUAGCAUUGACAUCGCAGAUAAUGCGUCCCAGGUGUGCUUGGCUCAUCUGUUCACAUAUCAGGAUUUUGAUGAAGGCACACUUGGCUUGGCUUACGUGGCUCCUUCCAAAUCAGGCUUUCCAGGAGGUCUUUGCUCUGAAAAGUGUCCACCUUCAGGAAAUGACAACCGUGCUAUAUACCUCAACACUGGCCUAACCAGCACCAAAAAUUACGGGAAAACCAUUCUCACCAAGGCAACAGACUUGGUUACUACCCACGAGCUUGGCCACAACUUUGGUGCUGUUCAUGACCCAGAUGAUGUAUCAUACUGCGCACCCAGAGAGGACCAGGGAGGCAAAUACGUAAUGUACCCCAUUGCGGUGAGCGGGGACCACUCUAACAAUAAAUUGUUUUCAAACUGCAGUAAGAUCUCCAUAGCAAAGAGACUGAGGGCCAAGGCCCCCAUCUGUUUCAGAGAGAGGAACAGUAAUGUGUGUGGAAACUCACGGGUGGAGGAAGGUGAGGAGUGUGAUCCCGGACUGCUCCACCUCACCAGCGACCGCUGCUGCACGUCAGAUUGCAAGCUGCGGCCCAAUGUGCAGUGCAGUGACAGGAACAGUGCAUGCUGCAAAGAGUGCAUGUUUGAGAAGCAGGGCAAGGUGUGUCAGCAGCCAAUGGAUGCCACUUGCAAGGGAAGGUCUUACUGUACAGGACGCAGCAGUGAGUGCCCUCCUCCAGAGAACCUCCCUAAUGAGACCAUCUGUGUGGACAAUGGCCGGUGUCGGAACGGAGAGUGCAUCCCAUUCUGUGAAGCUGUGGAGAACCUGCAGUCGUGUGCUUGCAAUGAGACAAACAACUCUUGUAAGGUGUGCUGCAGGGAUAGGAACGCUGUAUGUGCUCCUUACGUGAAUGACAAGGGCAGCCACCUCUAUCUGCGGAAAGGCAAACCCUGCACUGUGGGCUUUUGUGAUGGAGACGGCAAAUGCAUGAAACAGGUCCAGGAUGUUAUUGAGAGGUUGUGGGAUUUCAUUGAAAAGUUGGACAUCAAUACUUUUGGGAAGUUCCUGGCUGAUAACAUUGUUGGCUCAGUUGUGGUCUUCUCACUACUUUUCUGGAUCCCUCUCAGCAUUCUGGUCCAUUGUGUGGAUAAGAAACUCGACCAGCAGUAUGAAUUGAACACAAAAUCACUCUUCUACCCCAGUAAUGCAGAGCUGCUGAGCAGUCUUGAAUCAGCCUCAGUGCGGAUCUUCAAACCACCCUCAUCUUCGGGCUCCACUGCGGUGCCACGCUUCCAGGCGUCUGGACCUCUGCAGACCAGCACACCACCUGUCUCCAUCUCUCAGGUAGCUCCAGCUCCAACCCAAACCCCGUGUCCUCUCCCAACAAUAGAGCACCAACGAAUGGCCACCAUCCAAGAAGAUCCCAGCUAUGAUUCCCAUCUAGAUGAACAAGUCUUAGAAGAGGACUUCCACACCUCAGGCUCAGCAUCACGUUCUUUUGAUGAUCUGACGGACAACCGAGAAAACGCCAUGUCCUUCAGGGUAAAGAGACACGCACAGAGUAACAGCAAGGAGACAGAAUGUUAAGAGUGUAAUUACAUAAAAUGGGAAAAAGAAAUGUGACUAUAAAUGAACAAAAAGGGAAUAUGAUUGGGAGUGCUCAAAGCUGAGCAGAACUGCAAUGUGUGCUUACAGCUCCAGUAUUGAAAAUAACCAGAAUGCAGUAUGUUUUAAAGGGGUCGCUUGUCAAAAAAUGAAAAUUCUGUCUUUACUCACCUCAUGUCGUUCCAAACCCGUAAGACCUUUGUUUAUCUUCAGAACACAAAUUAAGAUGUUUUUGAUGAAAUCCGAGAGCUUUCUGACCCUGCGUAGACAGAAACGCAACUACCAUGUUUAAGGCCCAGAAAGAUAGUAAGGACUUUCUUAAAAUAUUCCCAUUCAAAAUCCUAGUUUAUGUUAUGAAUGACUUGUAUGUAAUUAAUGACUUAUAUUUUGGUCUGUUUCUCCACAAAGCUAUCAUAUAGCCUUAAAACGCUAUAUCACAUGUUCAGUUGAUCACUUUUAAUGCUAGUUUUAAGGUACUAAAAAUACAUCAUACAGUUUUGGAAUGACAUGAGGAGAGAGUUUUCAUUUUUGGGUGAACUGUCCCUUUAAGAGUGCUGGACAUUUUUAUAAAGAAACAGAAGGCACAAAUUAUACAGUGACUAAACAUUAGAUAGGAACUCCAUGUUGUCAGUCCUGUUAGGAUUAUGCAAUAUGCACACAGAAUUACACACACAAUCACACACACACCGGAUCUCAUCAGCAUUUUGUACAUGACCAGCUUCAUUGUUAAAGGAUUAGAUCACUUUCAUAACAAAAAUUUACAGAUAAUGUACUCACCCACUUGUCAUACAAGAUGCUCAUGUCUUUCUUUCUUCAGUCGUAAAGAAACUGUUUUUUGAGGAAAACAUUUCAGGAUUUUUCUCCAUGUAAUGGAUGUCUAUGGUGCCCCCAAAUUUGAACAUCCAAAGUGCAGUUUAAAUGCAGCCUCAAAUGGCUCUAAACGAUCCUGGGCAUGGAAAAAAGGGUCUUAAAUUACAAUUUAUAUACUUUUAGCCUUAAACGCUUGUCUCGUCUAGCUCUGUGUGAAUUGUUUUUUUUUUUUUUUU
This is a messenger RNA of Labeo rohita (rohu), 3978 nucleotides long. RefSeq names its product ADAM metallopeptidase domain 17b (gene adam17b). Gene Ontology annotation, molecular function: metalloendopeptidase activity. NCBI's taxonomy places the organism in Eukaryota, Metazoa, Chordata, Actinopteri, Cypriniformes, Cyprinidae. The transcript has 20 exons. Gene Ontology annotation, cellular component: plasma membrane. The coding region runs from base 386 to 2914 and encodes 842 amino acids. The record is from RefSeq and is a predicted model, not a curated record. Gene Ontology annotation, biological process: membrane protein ectodomain proteolysis; Notch signaling pathway.